AUGGUGCGACUCAAUGUGCUUGCUGAUGCUUUGCGUUCAAUUUGCAACGCUGAAAAGCGCAAAAAGCGUCAAGUGAUGAUACGCCCUUCCUCCAAAGUUAUCAUUCGAUUCCUUGGUGUUAUGCAACGAAAGGGCUACAUCGGUGAAUUUGAGAUUAUCGACAAUCAUAGAGCAGGAAAGAUUGUUGUGCAGUUAAAUGGCCGACUAAACAAAUGUGGAGUUAUCAGCCCCCGGUUCGAUAUGUCCGUGCGGGAUAAUGAGAAAUGGACUAGCAAUCUGCUCCCUUCCCGUCAGUUCGGUUACCUUGUCCUCACAACAAGCAGUGGUAUCAUGGACCAUGAAGAGGCUCAUCGCAAGCAUCUUGGAGGCAAACUUUUGGGGUAUUUCUUCUGA
This is a messenger RNA of Echinostoma caproni, 393 nucleotides long. Lineage: Eukaryota; Metazoa; Platyhelminthes; Trematoda; Plagiorchiida; Echinostomatidae. The record is from the annotation of a GenBank genome assembly.